Messenger RNA from Aspergillus eucalypticola CBS 122712, 1764 nucleotides. RefSeq names its product AP-2 complex subunit mu. Gene Ontology annotation, molecular function: clathrin-cargo adaptor activity. Bases 97 to 1419 code for a protein of 440 amino acids. Gene Ontology annotation, biological process: intracellular protein transport; clathrin-dependent endocytosis. NCBI's taxonomy places the organism in Eukaryota, Fungi, Ascomycota, Eurotiomycetes, Eurotiales, Aspergillaceae. The record is from RefSeq and is a predicted model, not a curated record. The transcript has 3 exons. Gene Ontology annotation, cellular component: AP-2 adaptor complex; cytoplasmic vesicle.
CUCAUUCCUCUCCGUUUCCCCCCUUUCCUUUCUUCUUCUACUUACUUCUCCUUCAACCCCCCUCCCGCCCCUCAUCCUCCGCAGCGCCCCUUCACCAUGCUCUCCGGUAUCCUCAUUUUCAACCAAAAGGGCGAGAACCUGAUUUUCCGCGCUUUCCGCAGCGACUGCCGCCCACGCCUCGCCGACAUCUUCCGCAUCCAAGUCAUCUCCAACCCUCAAGUCCGCUCGCCCAUCCUAACCCUAGGCUCCACGACCUUCAGUCAUGUUAAACACGAAAACAUCUACCUGGUUGCCGUGACCAAGAGCAAUGCCAAUGCCGCGCUGGUCUUCGAGUUUCUAUAUCGAUUGGUCAUGCUGGGAAAGAGUUAUUUUGGGAAGCUCGAUGAGGAGGCCGUGAAGAACAACUUUGUCCUGAUCUACGAAUUGCUCGACGAAAUCCUCGAUUUCGGAUACCCUCAAAACACCGAGACCGACACCCUGAAAAUGUACAUCACCACCGAAGGCGUAAAAUCCGCCAUUGCCAACUCUGCGACCGACUCCAGCCGUAUCACCAUGCAAGCCACUGGCGCUCUCUCCUGGCGCCGUUCCGACGUCAAAUAUCGCAAGAACGAGGCCUUUGUCGACGUGAUCGAAGACGUCAACCUCCUCAUGUCCGCCACAGGCACUGUCCUUCGCGCCGAUGUCAACGGCCAAAUCGUCAUGCGAGCUUACCUCUCCGGCACUCCAGAGUGCAAAUUCGGCCUCAAUGACCGCUUGCUCCUCGAUACUGAUGCUGCUGGCUCCUCAACCCCCGGCAAUCGCGACGGUACCAUGAAGGCUACCCGCGCGGCCGCGGGCUCCGUUACACUCGAAGACUGCCAGUUCCACCAGUGCGUCAAGCUAGGCCGCUUCGACGCUGAUCGUAUUAUUUCCUUUGUGCCUCCCGAUGGCGAAUUUGAGCUCAUGCGCUACCGCGCUACCGAAAACGUCAACCUGCCCUUCAAGGUUCAUCCGAUCGUGCGUGAAGUCGGCACCACCAAGGUGGAAUACAGCGUUGCUAUCAAAGCCAACUACAGCUCGAAACUCUUCGCGACGAACGUGGUGAUUCGCAUUCCAACACCGCUAAACACGGCCAAGACGACCGAACGGACCAGUCAGGGUCGGGCCAAGUACGAGCCGGAACAUAAUAACAUUGUGUGGAAGAUCGCGCGGUUUUCCGGUGGAAGCGAAUACGUCCUGACAGCAGAAGCGACGUUGACGAGCAUGACGCACCAGAAGGCUUGGAGUCGGCCACCGCUCAGUCUGUCGUUCAGUCUUCUCAUGUUCACCAGCAGUGGAUUAUUGGUGCGGUACCUGAAGGUAUUCGAGAAGAACAACUACAGCAGUGUGAAGUGGGUGCGGUACAUGACUCGCGCGGGCAGUUAUGAAAUUCGAUUCUAGUUUGAUAUAAUAGUGCAGACAGGGUGGCCGAUGGUCCUAUUUCCCCUGUCUAUAUCUGAAUAGCUUCCAUUCCAACUUCCCGACCUUUGAGCUUGGUGUCUGGCGUUGACUAAUCGAUUGCAUGUUUUCAUGUUCAUGUUGGGUGUGUACUGUUGUACUCAUACUUACUAGGUUCUGUUCUCUUGUUUGCACAUAGGGGCUGAUUGAUGCAUGGGCAUAAUGGCAUUACUGGGUUUUGGUCAUGGACAUACUUAGAUGGCAUUGGUAGUUCGUUUCUUUAUUUGCAACUUAGCCGGAGUACUUUACUGCUUUGCUUACAUCUGCUCAACUUCAUGCUUCGUCUUG